Racocetra persica is the source of this 266-nucleotide messenger RNA. The record is from the annotation of a GenBank genome assembly. Lineage: Eukaryota; Fungi; Glomeromycota; Glomeromycetes; Diversisporales; Gigasporaceae.
AUGAGUGAAGAUAUCGAAAUAGAAGACGUUAUAAAUUUCAAUGACGAGGAGGAUUAUUCUGAGAUGGAUAUUGAAGGAACAUUGAAGAAAUAUUUCAAAUGCCCAAAGGUUGGGCAUCUUCCACAAAUGCUAAAUUCAGAAAAAAGGGCGGGGAAAAGAAUUAAAGUGAAUGUUAUUGGUCGUUAUUCUAGAGAAUUUAAUCAACAAGGAACAUCCAUCGUACUUGAAACUUUUAAAGCUGUGAGUUCUCCAAAUGAAGAAAACUA